This is a messenger RNA of Dacryopinax primogenitus, 447 nucleotides long. RefSeq names its product P-loop containing nucleoside triphosphate hydrolase protein. Gene Ontology annotation, molecular function: dTMP kinase activity; ATP binding. Gene Ontology annotation, cellular component: cytosol; cytoplasm; nucleus. The annotation marks the transcript as partial. The record is from RefSeq and is a predicted model, not a curated record. The transcript has 2 exons. Gene Ontology annotation, biological process: dTDP biosynthetic process; dUDP biosynthetic process; dTTP biosynthetic process. NCBI's taxonomy places the organism in Eukaryota, Fungi, Basidiomycota, Dacrymycetes, Dacrymycetales, Dacrymycetaceae.
AUCCAUCUCCUCUUUUCUGCAAACCGGUGGGAGCUUGCUGCCAGCAUCGAACGCGAUCUACAAGAGGGGAUCACAAUCGUUUGCGACCGGUACGCGUUCUCCGGUGCUGUCUUCUCAGCCGCGAAAGGUCUCCCUCUCGAAUGGUGCAAGGCUCCGGAUGCUGGGCUCCCCGCGCCUGAUGCGGUGCUAUUCCUGGAUAUUUCACCUGAGAAGGCGGCGGAGCGCGGAGGGUAUGGGGAGGAGAGGUACGAGAAGCGGGAGAUGCAGGAGCAGGUCCGGGCACAGUUUGCUGUACUUGGGAAACAGGUCAAGGGGUGGACGAGGGUGGAUGCUGGAAGGUCGGUGGAAGAAGUGCAGCAGGAUAUUUCGGCAGUGGUCAAGCCACUUAUUGAGCUGGUGCAGGGGCAGACGGAAAGAUUGUGGGUCGAUGACCUGCCUGGGAGGUAG